This is a messenger RNA of Schistosoma spindalis, 808 nucleotides long. Lineage: Eukaryota; Metazoa; Platyhelminthes; Trematoda; Strigeidida; Schistosomatidae. The record is from the annotation of a GenBank genome assembly.
CAAACAUUAAGUGGAACGUGGUUGACCACAUUUAUGUAUAUGAUUUACCAAUAAUAGAUUUGUGUACAAGGCUUUGAGCUAUCAAGCGAGAUAUACUGAUUAGGACAAUCUUUCCUCAAGGUCCUACCAUGCCAGACAGGUCGGUUGAAGAACGGUGAGACUAAAUGCAUCAAACUCAAGGUCCGAAGGCGACGCCGUACAGAGAUGUGACGGCAGUAAGGUGUUUCUUUCAUGAAACCAGCAUAACAGCGGUGAUGCAUUCCCACUAGGAGGGGUGGGGUUAAAAAUGUCGAUCCUAAAGAUGCACACCUUGCCUUAUCUCACGGAUAUCCGUCUCCGACUGUAGGGUCCCAACAAGCACGGAACUAACAUGAAAAGGUCGUGCGUGACUGGCCUCAAGCAGUUGUCCAAUAGACACUGCAGUCCCGCUCUCGGGUCACUAUGACCACCUCUAAUCCAAUUUCCUUUUCAGGUACCUCCAGAAGAACCCUUCCACAGUGUGAACAAAUGGAAAGUGAUAAACACCCUUACACCUCUAAUAGCACUCAAGACCACUGUACUGAUAAUCAAUUCUUCUCAUCAAUCAACAUUAUUCCUCCGACAUCGACUUUCAACUCUAAACAUACUCUUUCAACUUCCUCCUCAAGUGUCACCAUAGCCAACGAUUCUAGUGCGCAAAACACUGUCCCAGGUCUACUGAAACCUCGCUCCAAACUACACAUUGGAGCCUUCAACGUACGCACAUUAUGUCAAAUCGGUCAGCAGGCCUCCUUAGAUAAACCCUAGAAUUUCGUACCAUUGACGUAUG